UUCCAAGAACUAAGAAAACAAGCUAGGCAGUUAGAAAACGAGAUUGACUUGAAAUUAGUGUCCUUCAGUAAACUAGGCACAAAUUAUAGAAGUGUCCAUGAUUAUGGAGGUUUGAGCAACUCUGUGGCUCAUAGACUACCUUACAACAAUGCUGAUUCAUCAAAAUCAAACCUCUCCUCCAUGUCAGAGGCAAUGUCCAUAGAAAUUGAACACUUACUAGCAAAUCUGACAAAAGUGAAUGACAAAAUGUCAGAAUACACACAAUCCCUGAGUAUGACGUCACAAAAUGCCACUUUAUUGCACAUGCUCCAGCGUCAUCGAGACAUUCUGCAGGAUUAUUCACAUGAGUUUCACAAGACCAAGUCGAACAUCAUGGCCGUCAAGGAGAGGGAGGAGCUGCUUGGAUCACUUUAUAGAGAUAACUCAUACAAGCCCUCCUCACAGACAGACAUGUACCUUAAGGAACAUCAACACUUAAUCAAUGCUGAAAGAUUAGUUGAUGAGCAGAUAAACAUAGCUGUCAACACGAAAGAAAACUUGCAGUCUCAGAGGGGCGCACUACAUUCUAUCAGUAACAAAGUUAACUCACUAACUAACAGAUUCCCUGUCCUGAAUAACUUGAUAGUAAAGAUCAACCUGCGCAAGAAACGUGACUCCAUCAUUCUUGCUUGCGUCAUCGGUUUCUGCAUCAUCUUCAUCAUUUGGUUCCUCUUACGCUGA
Messenger RNA from Helobdella robusta, 720 nucleotides. RefSeq lists its product as hypothetical. Lineage: Eukaryota; Metazoa; Annelida; Clitellata; Rhynchobdellida; Glossiphoniidae. Gene Ontology annotation, biological process: vesicle fusion; endoplasmic reticulum to Golgi vesicle-mediated transport. The record is from RefSeq and is a predicted model, not a curated record. Gene Ontology annotation, molecular function: SNAP receptor activity. Gene Ontology annotation, cellular component: Golgi membrane; Golgi medial cisterna; SNARE complex. The annotation marks the transcript as partial. The transcript has 7 exons.